CCAGAUUUUUGCAAUCUUCUAUCGAUUUCAGCAACAGUGCCAUUAAAAUCACAGUGUUGUUUCGUUUACGACAUAAGCCGGAAGUGAAACGGGCUUCCGACACAAUGAACCGAAAUGGCAGCAUAGUGGUGCUGCUGUUGGUUGCCGGUCUGGUACCAUCGCUUUUGGGGCUUCCGGUUGUGACGCAAAAACCCAAAGCUCCAGAAAACGAAGAAAAGCACGACGACAGUAACGUGGAACGUAUGGAGAACAUUAUUGAGUACAAUAAGUACCUUCAGGAGGUCGUUAGUGUGCUCGAAAGCGAUCCUGUUUUUGCGGAAAAGCUGCAAAAGGCAGCAGAAUCCGAUAUCCGGUCCGGUGUGAUAGCUCAAGAGCUCGAGUACGUCGGCCAUCAUGUGCGAUCGCGUUUGGACGAGCUGAAGCGAGUGGAGCUACAGCGAUUGAAGGAAUUGGCGACGAAGCAGUUUGAGCUGACGAACGAAAUCGAUCGAGAUCAUUUGAAAAUUAGCGAGCAUGUGGACCACUCGAAUCCACACACGUUCGAAAUUGACGAUUUGAAGAAGCUAAUUCUGAAGACUUCCCAAGACCUGAUGGAGAACGAUCGCCGGCGUCGGGAUGAAUUCAAACAAUACGAGCUGCAGAAGGAGUUUGAAAAGCAGGAAAAACUGCGCAACCUCGAUGAGGAGCACCGGAAAGCGUACGAGGAAGAUCUGAAGCGCCAGCAGGCCAAACAUGAUAAUCAUGAAAAAAUUCACCACCCGGGCAACAAGGCGCAACUGGAGGAGGUUUGGGAAAAGCAGGAUCACAUGGACGGGCAGGAUUUCGAUCCGAAAACGUUCUUCAUGCUGCACGAUUUGGACGGUAACAAUAUGUGGGAUGAGAAUGAGGUAAAGGUGCUGUUCAUUAACGAGCUGAACAAGAUGUAUCAAGCCGGAGCGCCCGAGGACGAUAUGAAGGAAAGGGCGGAGGAAAUGGAGCGUAUGCGGGAACACGUGUUUAAGGAGGCGGAUACGAACAAGGACGGGCUGAUCAGCUUCGAGGAGUUCCUCGAACAGACGAAACGAGACGAAUUUCAGAAGGAUCCGGGAUGGGACACGGUCGACCAUGAACCACAGUUUACGCACGAGGAGUACGUGGAGUUUGAGCGACGUCGCCAGGAAGAGAUUCAACGAUUGAUUGCGGAGGGCAAGCUUCCGCCACAUCCUAAUAUGCCCCAAGGAUAUCAUCCUGGAGCUGAUGGUCAAUACCAAGUGCAUCCUAAUGCCAUUCCACAACAACAGGUUCCACACUACCAGCAGCAACAGCAGAUGCAACAACAACAGUACCACCAGCAACAGCAGCAACAACAACAUUACCAGCAACAACAACAUCAUCAACAGGGACCUCCACCUCCAGCAUAUAACACUCACGGCCAGCCGAUAAAUGCUCAUCCCAACCAGAUCUAUGAUAAUGUGCAGCCACAUCAGGUCCAGUCUAAUCCUUCUUACACUGGCCAACAGUCAACCGUAUACACUGGUCAGCAAGGCGCGCCUCACUAUCAAGGUCAACCUGCACCAGCGCAGCAUAAUGUACAGCAGCAACAACAACAAGCUCAAUACGCACAGCAGCAGCAAAUUCAGUCGAACCAGAUCCCGCAAAAUCCUCAAUAUCAUCAACAGCAGGGUAGCAACAAUGUGCAACCACCACACCAGCAGGCACCUGCUGCACAACAGCAACAUGUACCACAGCCAGCUGCCCAGCAACAUGUACCACAGCCAGCUGCACAGCAACAUGUACCACAGCCAGCUGCACAACAACAACAGCAGCAACCCGUCGGAAACGUUGCACAGCCACCGCAACAACCACAGCAGCAACAGCAACCACCUGCAGCAGCUGCAGCGGUUCCGUCGCAGCCAUCAGUAGCGCAGGUGAAACAUUAGAAUUCGCAUUUCACCGGAAUAUCGAAGACGCCAAAUCAAGCCAAACGAAACUGGAGCGCAAAUUGUUCAGCAAUGAAGAAGCUUCCACACAAACACAGAAAUACACAUUUUGCGAAGCAAAUGGCAUACAUAUAGAUAGGCACAAGGGGUUUAUACGAAACGAUAAGGUAUUAAAACAGCAAAACUAAUAACAAGAGCUGAUUCCAUAAACGAAAUAUCCUUUCCUCUCUCAGACCGGUAAAAUGAUGUUUGCAUUGACGUGAAACUAACAUUACCACUACAUUUAUCAGCAGACUAAUCAGCAAAUAAUCUUGAAUAAUACUUUGUGAUGAAAUUACUGUAGAAUGUAGUAAAACUUGUACCGUUUAAUGUUCUUUUUUACACUUUUUUGUCGUAUGAAAUAGUCUAGCGAAAACGAAAAUAAAAUCAAUUGUCAAUAACACUGUA
This is a messenger RNA of Anopheles moucheti, 2366 nucleotides long. It is a transcript of the gene NUCB1, whose product is annotated as nucleobindin-2. Lineage: Eukaryota; Metazoa; Arthropoda; Insecta; Diptera; Culicidae. Gene Ontology annotation, molecular function: calcium ion binding. The coding region runs from base 105 to 1919 and encodes 604 amino acids. Gene Ontology annotation, cellular component: extracellular exosome; endoplasmic reticulum-Golgi intermediate compartment. The transcript has 5 exons. The record is from RefSeq and is a predicted model, not a curated record.